Messenger RNA from Haliotis rufescens (red abalone), 8078 nucleotides. RefSeq names its product transmembrane protein 115-like. The coding region runs from base 17 to 1132 and encodes 371 amino acids. The record is from RefSeq and is a predicted model, not a curated record. Gene Ontology annotation, biological process: retrograde vesicle-mediated transport, Golgi to endoplasmic reticulum. Gene Ontology annotation, cellular component: membrane; Golgi apparatus. The transcript has 3 exons. NCBI's taxonomy places the organism in Eukaryota, Metazoa, Mollusca, Gastropoda, Lepetellida, Haliotidae.
ACCGUCACGAUGCAAGAUGGCGACGUCCAUGGCUCAGAACAAACUUCCCUUCCUGAAAGAGCAAAUGGCAGCUGCUUUAGGAAAAAGCAGCGUCGUCGUGAAAUUCGUAGCAGUGUCUGUGACACUUGGCUACCUUCUCUCAUUUCUGUCAAAUGUAGUGUCGUUCAUAACCAUAAAUCCAGGCUUCGCAAUGCCUCCCAAUUUUAGUUUUUACUCGUUUUUCACCUACUGUUUCAUUGAGUUUCAUUUCUGGGAUGUUCUCAUCGAUAUUGCGGUCGUCAUUCUGUGUGGCAAGCUGUUGGAGCCUUUGUGGGGUGCUUUGGACAUGCUCAUCUUUUUCCUGAUCGUCAAUGUUGCUGUUGGAAUCCUCACAGCAAUGUGUUAUUUGCUUGUCUACCUAGUUACCGAGGACGAGCGAAUCUUGUUCACAGUGAAUAUUCAUGGAAUGGCAGGUUAUAUUGCUGGAUUUUCUGUGGCAGUGAAACAAGUGAUGCCAGAUCACAUUUUAGUUACAUCCCCAUUUGGCAAACUGAGAAACACUCACAUUCCACUUUUGCUAUUCAUCAUUUCUAUCAUUCUCCAACUGGUUCACGCGCUGGAUGGACCGUACCCAAUCUUGUUUGGAUGGGGGAUUGUUGUCUCUUGGGUGUACCUGAGGUUCUACCAGAAACACAGCAAUGGGAACAGAGGAGACAUGGCUGAUAAUUUUACGUUUGCCAGCUUCUUUCCACGACAAGUUCAACCAUUGAUAGCCAUAUUGUCAAAUACCAUCUUCAUGGGACUGGUGAAGAUUAAGCUGUGUAAGAAACCGCAGAGGCGAUAUGAUGUGAGCUCCCCAUCAACUAUCACCAUCAGCCUCCCUGGGACAGACCCACAGGAUGCCGAGAGAAGGAGGCAAGUGGCUCUGAAGGCUCUCAAUGAGAGGCUGAGUAAGAGUGACAGUCCUGCCAACUGGCCGUCCAUGGAUGAUGAAGGGGCCAGCACCGAGCAGUCAGAGAACUCCUCCCCAGAGAAAAGCGUCAAGCCAGCUCCUGUCACAGUCCCAGUGCCUGAAAAAUCAGCAACAACUGACCAACUUCCUGUUCCAAACUUUGCAGAGAAUGCUCGAGAAGCCGCACAGGAGAAGACAUAGAUAGGAAGCUGAUGUGUGUAGUUGUGUGAGACUGUGAUUUGUAUGGGUGUGAUGAAGGUUUGUGUAUGGACUCUGCCUAACUAUCAGAUUACACUGGGAAGAUUAGAAUAGUAACACUGAACAGAUUGUCUGAAGAAAUCUUCAGUUGUCAGGUCCCACAUUGGCAUUGCCUUGUGUAACAUUUUUGCAUGUGCUAUUUUGUCUUGUAGCUGGUUCCCUCCAGCCGACCAGAUCACAGAUUAGAGUAGGUGGCCAUUACAGGUGCCCUCGAGCUGUCUAGCUGUCUAGCUGACAGGUCAGGUCAGGUCUCAGAACAGGUACCCUCUGCUAUCUCAAGCCAAGAUCAGAGCUGGUCACCUAUAUAUAGGACCACUGCAUUAUUCUUCUUAAUCCAUGCGAUACAGGAGAUAAGAUGCUCACUUGAACAUUUAAUGUCCCUAUAAUCAGAUGAGUUUAAGAUGGUCAUCAAGUCCUGCAAAAAGACUGGUGGACCUAGAGUAGCACAUGGUCUAAAUACAUCAUGAUGGAAUUCUCUUGAACAUACCACUCCAAACAAACAGUUGAGUCUCGAUAUGACUGCAAUAUAGCCGACGUGACAUUAAAUUUGAACUCAUUCACUCACAAACAGUUUAUUGAGAUGGCAUUGUAAUGCUCCGCAGCAUUAGAAAUUGGCACUAGUCCUAUAACUAUUGCCAAAUUGCCCAAUAGUUAAGGUAUCAUAAGGACAAGUACAAAUAUGCCUUUUUGAGGGUUUUGCUAUAUGUUUUCAUCAUAGGGACAAGUGGACUAAUACUUAGUUUCUGACACUGCUCUUUAGUUUUGUUAUGAAAGUCCACACUCAAGUCAUUUAUUAAAUGGCUUCACGAAUGCUUCUUCCACUUGUUUAAGUAUAUAAACCACAUAUACAUGUAAUAUCAUAAAAAUGCCAAAAUGAAACCAAUGAUGGACAUAAACUUUCUUUUAUAGUCUUUUCAGACAACCAAGCAUUGGCAAAAGCCAUGUUUUUUCAGCCUUUUCAACUGUGAUUUAGGAUAAUCUGUUCAGUGAACCUUUUUGUGAAGGGUAACUUUAUGAGCUUUCUUCUUCUACAUGUGGGUUCCUUUGUUGCAGGCUCUUCACAAUGUUAUUACCGUAUAUGCUCUACCAUAUGUAAAUGCUCUUAAAUGUUCUGUACACCAAGUUUCAGUGAACACCACUUAGGAAGUAUUAAGCAUGUGAACACAUACCUCUUUCCCCAUAAUAAGCACUUUGUGCUUUAAGAAAAUGUACAAAGGGAGGCACUUAUAUUUUUUUUAAACUGUACGCAAGAACUUAAAUUUGUUUUCAGAGAUGGAGUUAUCAAAGAAACUAAAAUGAUUUUGAUAAUAGUUACAAUGCAAUUAUAUCCCCUUCUAUGAUACAGUUUUCUGCGCAAGAAAAUACAAACUUUCAUGUUAGUUUUCGGUCUUAGUAGGGAGCGCUUAUAAAGCUUACUGGUCUAGUAUUUGGUCAGGGCGCUUACUAUGGCAAAUAGGGUAGUUAACACCUGGAAAUCUUAAAGCUGGUGUGUAAUUGACAUGUCUGAGAACAGAUAGACGGUAGUUCAGCUUUUAGUUAUUAUAUGCUAAUGCCUGUCACUCAUUGCAUAUAAGACUGAUAAGUCAUAUAUAUAUUUGAUACAUUACGAACAUUCAUUGAGCAUCGGUGUUUUGAGGGUUUAUGCUCAAAUUUGCAUCUAUUUUUGCAGGUGUUGCUUUCUUCUUGAGCAAUGUUUCAUUGGUCAGCAUUUGUGUGUGAAGCUUUUCAGCAGCAGAUUUGAAAUGGAUAUUUCAUUUGCCAUAUUUUGAAUUUUAUUAAGAUUUGAAUCUCUUUUUGUUCAAAAUCUCAGUAAAGAAAUGAUUGGAGACAUUUUUGAAUUAUGAAGAUAAUAUAAGAUUCCAUCCUUAGUUUGGUACAUUUUACGUCUGAACAAGCCAUGUGUGCACAGAUCCUGCUCGCCUCAACUCCCAAAGUAUGUCAAGUCAACAGGGACUCAGUCUCAUUAAAAUAGGAUCUUUUACACCGAUGCCUUUCUUCUAGAGCAUCUGAGGACCCCUCUAUCAUGUCCAUACGAGAUUGCGAUAACUUUUUAAUCUACCAAUAAGUUUCAAGGCAUCUCAAUUCUCUGUGUGAGUGAGCCAAGCAUCAGACAAACACUUCUGUAUCCUGAAAAUGCAUUCCGAAUGCAAAAACAACAAGCAUUGUUAUAUUGUUGUGGAUAUUAUAGGCCAUUUAUUUCUAAUAACUUGGUUUAUGGAUAUAUUCUACAAAAUUCACUGUAGUUGGUUGAAAUGAGAAUAAAAUAAAAAUUCAAAAAUAAAAAUUAUUUUGGGGGCAAUAUGUGAUAUUUCUUGUCAGGUAGGGUUAAUUUUUUGUUAAAAAGUUCUAUUGAGUAUGAUGUAAGAAAAAAUAAACUCCUGUGUCACUCUGCCAUUGAAAACUCAAUCUGCAGGGUUGUUGGGUUUUUUUCAUUUGAGGCAGAUACUUUGAUGUUUCUCUCAGCAGUAAUGAAAAUGUUUGCUAGUUAUUUUUGUUUUUUGAAAUAUAGUGUCCGUGCACCUGUAAACCAGUUUAUGAAAAAGAAAUCCCCUUUUAACAACAGGUCGUGGCCAUGGCCUCUAAACACAAAAGGGUGUACUGUCAAGGAUUUGUUUUGUUUUCUGUGGUAGUUUACUGAGAUUGAAAUUUUGAAAUAGAGGUGUAAAGAAAUUAAGCUGAAUUGUUUGAGAAUGCUGACAUUGAUCGGCUCAAGAACAUCCUUUAGACUGGGCGGUCAGAGUUUGCUGAGUGUUCACCUGACGCAAUCACUUGUGGAGGUGUUGUCAGAUUUUCAUGGAUAGAGGUAUCGUAUCCAAGUAAAAGAUCUGAUAUGACUGAGAUUGGCAUGGGACUUACAUAAAUAAGUAUGAAUCUGAAAUACACUGUCCGUGUUGCUGCAUGUUAUUGAGGGAAAUAUGUAAAUGCAAACAUAUUUAUUCAUUUACUCAAAUCAUUGCACACUAACCUGUAGAAACUAUUAUGAUUUUACAUAAGAUGGACGUUUUAUCCAUACGUGGUUAAAAUAUAUUCAAAAGUUGAAUGCUAAUGAUUAUAAUUUUAUGCAAAACUGUUGACACAAUGGGCAAUAUUGAAGCUAAAUGAUUGGUGGUUAGUAAUCCAACCCUAACAGAGCCAAUAUACGAUUUUCACCCAGUAAUUACAAUGUCAAGACCUGACGUGAAAUGGACUAUAUUGUUUCCUGCAGCUGUGCCCUUUCCCCUGAAUCUUAAAAUAUUAUACCAGUACACUGUUUAAGAUCAGCUGAUUUUAAACUUAUGCCCAUGUAAUAAAAUUGUAAACUGAAAAAGAACAUUUAGAUUUUCAAAUCUUAACAAAUUUUGAAAAUAAUUAAAAAUUUGUGAAUUUAAAAGAUAUCAAAAUUUAGAGAUUGUGUUGCUUCCAACUAUAUGUUGUUAUACUUAACAUUUGUUUUGCAAAGACCAUAAGCCACAUUGUGGACAACUGGUUGUAGAUAGGCUGUAUUUAUCCUGUAUUUAUCUAGUUACCCUUAGAUCAUUGUACCUGUAGAUACUUGUCAAGACCAUUGUAUUUAUUUCGCCAUCAAUGAAAGCAAAUUGAGUGCAGAAGCAGAACUGGUAGAAAAAUGAUGUUUAUUGAGCCGUUCUAAGGUAGAUUAUUUCCCCUUACAAUGUUAACGUUAUAUGGUUAUGUUAUCUAUUUAAUCAUGCUGAUGUCUUUGUUUACAAGGAGUGCUGGGUGUACAUACAGUUUGGUGUUGUUUAUUUCUUCAUAAUGUGAUUUUAUGAAAUUCUGUACAUAUAUUAAGUGUAUAAUUUACAGGUUUGUAUAAAAUCAUGAGACGUGAUGAGUCAUGGCAUUGCUUUACCCAUUUUCAAACCUUUAAUUCUAGCUUGUUUCGCUGAAUUAGACCAAUCUGAUCAGCAGCUGAAUAUUCAACGCCUGCAGUUGACACAUCUUUUUACAUGGAGACAUUGGUAAACAUGAAAUAGUGUGUUGUUGUUGUUGUUUUUCCUCUACGUGACCAAUAUUGCAUUCAUUAAUUUGAAAUUAUGUUAUGGGAAAGAGUUUAGCUUUAAAAAUGGUUUUAGUGAGAAGGCCUUAAGGCAGUUUUUUUUUAAAUCUUUAGGGUCAGAUAGGUUUCAUUGCUUGUUGCAUUGAUAGCAGAGCAAUAAAUUAGAAUACAUCGUAAAUAUUUGAUUACUAACCAACCAGAUCCAAAGAAACACCCCCAAGUUAUGAGUUAGCUCCAUUGCAAAUAAGUUUCAGCUGAAAAGGAAAGUAUCCAUUCUCAUCCCUGAAAAUAUGAUAGAAAAGAAGAUAAAAAUUGAUUUUUUGGCUGUAUUAAAAAAUACAUAUAUGCAAAUGUGGUAAAUGUUUUUAAUUCAUCAAAUGAAAAAGUCUUUUGUUACUGCAUUCGUAGAAAGAAUAACAAACCAAUUUCAGACAGAAGCCAAAACAUCUUCUGUCAAGACACUAAUCAGGUAACUUUAGUAGUCAGUAUUUUCCCCCUGCUAAACUGGCAACCCUUUUGUGGGUUUGUCUUGCCAUGAUCUUGCUGCAUGCUUCUGUAGCUAGCCUGGGCCCCGCUCACCAGACUUGUUGGAAUAUUUGUGGUGUAUGAUUAGACUGUGCUGUUAGUCAUAACCAUUGGUGCAGCUUUCUUUCCAGCAGAGUCCGGACUGCAGUGGCGCCUUGUUUUUCUGGACCCUUUAGUCCAGAGACUAGGGCAGGGACGGGUCCAAAUUUAAUACCCGGGUACCCAUCACCCUAUUACCCGACCCUACCCGGGUACCCGUUGUAGAUAUUUAGAUAUAGGUACAAACUGUCCGAUUUGGAAAGGUUUGACCGUAACCCUGGCAAAAUGUAUAUAGAGACAUGUGUAAAACGAUCCGCUCAUGCAUACACUAAUGCAUGAAGUUUUAUCUUUAUUCAAACAUAUAAAAGUAAGAAGGAAUGGGUGCAUUGUCAGAAAGAAAAGGGAAUAUUAGUGACUUAUAGUGUAACCAUAGAGUUUUAGAUAAUUUUUGUCAUUAAACAAUAUAUAUCACGUGACUAAUCACGGGUCCGGGUAGUCCUGUGGGUACCCGGGUUCUACUGAGGACCCACCUGAUCCGAGUACCCGAGUUACCCGUCCCAGCCCUACCAGAGACCUUGUACUUUGGACAAGUUUAGAGCAACAAUACAUAUUUGCAGCACCAUUAUAACUCUUGAUUGGUAAUUUGGACAAUGAGUGACGUAGUCUGGAUAUACAAGGUUUCACUGAACAUAGUUUAAAUAGUAAAGUAAAAAUACAUUUCUUUUCAUAAUAUUAGCCUACAUAGAUGUGGAAAUCAGAUAAGAUGACCUUGGAAAUGAACGUAACCAUGGUAACAUUGAGUAAAGGAAGUGGACACACUAGAUGUCCCUUUUCACAUCCUUCACUCCACAUGUGUGAAGUCGGAAAUAUCCAAUCACCAACAAGCCGUAAUGGUUGAUGGUGUCUGUGUAUUUGAGACUGCGAGAUGACACGUCUUUAGACCAGUAAUGUAUAUAUGUGCUUACAGUUGUAACCCUGUGUACAUUCUUGUGUGUAUAAUACCAGUAUAUACUGUCAUGUUCUAUGUGCCAGUGGCCUUUCACGGAAAUCAUUUCAGAAUUGAUUUCAGUAUUUUCUGCAAAUAUAUUGAAGUCCGUUCUCUUGUGAAUAAGUAAGUCGACAAUAAUACAUUCACAGACUGCUUAUUUUAUUAUUAACACAAGAAGAGUGCAGAUAAUACAAAAUCAGUGACAUCGUUUAGUGAGAUAAUGCAAUUCAUGCCCCGCCUACUCUUUUGUCGGCCAGUCAGGAAACAGUAGAAACAGUAUAAACACAAAAAUAAUUGUUUGUUAAGCCAAUCAAAUUACAUAGAAUGACUUGCAAUUUAUUUAUUAAAACAUAUUUAAAAUAGAUUUAGUACAGAUGACAGCUUUGUCUUGCGUUUUUGGUGAUAAUACUUGAAUAGAAUUGGUUUUGUCCCUUAUCAUGACCAGGGUACAGUUAUAAUUCUUUAUUUACAUUCCUAAAAAUGAAACAAGAAAAGAUAAACGGGUGAGAAUCUUCUGCAGAUCCAGGAAUUUUAAUUAUCACAAAUUUGUUAAAAUCUGAUAGCUUCAGGGGGGCCAAGCCCCCCUUAAUCCCCAUAAACACCCCCAAAUUAUGUAUCACACUCUAUUGAAAAGAAAUUUUAUCUGAAAAGGAAAAUAUCCAUUCCCAUCGCUGGAUAGAGAAAAUACAAUUUUAAAAGACAUUUGUUUUGGAUACUUGCCACUGUUUAUUUCCUUUUGAAAACACUUGGAAAUAUUGCAGUGAGAGUGGGGAGGGUAGGUAACAAAAAUAAUUAAUAAUAAUAAUAAUAAUAGUCCAUUGACAUAGCUCUGAACUCCAUGCAUAAGCAUGUUCUAAGCACUUAGACAUAAUUACCCCAGUCAGUGGAUCAGUAUGCACUCGAUAUUCAUUCUCAGCUUCCUGGGGAGUAUACAACUUAAGCUGCCUAACAUAUCACUUAAGGUACUGGUAUUAAAAUAUAACCAUGUUAAUAGCAAGAAAACCAGAUGAGCAUUAACAACGUGUGGGUAUGAUUUCACAAGAUAGAAAUGUUUCUGACUAUUUAUGUUCAUGUACAAGUUGCUGUAAAGUUGUUUGGUACAAAUCUGUUAUCAUCUGUUCCAAUGGUUUCUACCUGUGUUGUGUCCCCUCAUUGGCUACCAGUCUCUGUACAUAUAGUGUGUAUUAUAUGUAGUCCUUCAAGUGGUUGCUGUCAUAAAGGCAUGGUACACUGUCUGGAAGCAGUAUUUAUAUGUAACCAUGGUAACUGUGGAAAUACAUAAUUUUAUAAUUUUUGUCAAAUACUCUGAAGAGAUGAAUAUAUAAAGUUGCUUGUAAACUAAA